AUGCUGAAGCCACCCAAAAAGAAAAAAAGCGGAAAAAAAGGAAAAAGCUCUGCUGGUUCAAAAACGCCAACCGUUAUAGAUGGAGUAUCUACUAAGGAAAUGUCAAAAGAACAGCUGGAAGAACAUAUUAUGAGGUUAAGAGAGGAAUUAGAACGUGAAAGGGAAGAAAGAAAUUACUUUCAACUUGAAAGAGAUAAAGUGAACAUAUUUUGGGAAAUAAGCAAACGGCAAUUGGAGGAAAGAUCUUCGGAGCUAAGAAAUAAAAGUAGAGAAAUCGAGGAAGCCGAAGAGCGCCACCAAUUAGAGCUCAAGGUGUAUAAACAAAAGGUUAAGCAUCUAUUAUAUGAACACCAAAAUAACAUUGCUGAACUUAAAGCUGAAUCGGUUGUUGCUAUUAAAAUUGCACAAGAAGAACAUGGUGAAAAAGAAGCUCAAUUAAAAUACGAUAAACGCGUUCUUAAACUUGAAAAUAAGGACAAACAAAUAUCGGGUGAAGAAAGUAUCAGAAACACUGUGAGAGAAUAUGAGGAAAAGCUUCUAAAAACUCGUCUAGAUUUUGAAAGGGAAUUGGAAGAAAUAGAGACCAAACAUGCAGCUAAAAUUAAAAAAAUCAAUGAUGAUCUUGAGCUAAGGAAAAAGAUGGAGCUUCAUGAAACUGAAGAACGCAAAAACCUCCAAAUAAACUCAUUGAUUAGAAGUCACGAAAAAGCUUUUUCAGAGAUAAAGAAUUAUUAUAAUGACAUAACCCUGAAUAAUCUGGCAUUAAUUAAUUCUCUUAAAAUUAAUGAGAGCUAUUUUUAA
Messenger RNA from Protopolystoma xenopodis, 801 nucleotides. The record is from the annotation of a GenBank genome assembly. Lineage: Eukaryota; Metazoa; Platyhelminthes; Monogenea; Polystomatidea; Polystomatidae.